UGGCAGCCUCCAUGAAAAUGCUAUCAACACGAUUUUCUCGACUUUCCACUGCAUUUAGGCGGCAUCCGCUCAGUAAUUACCGACAAGUUGGGCGGCAGACGGCAAGCAGAAGCUAUGGAGCUAUCGCAGGACAGACAAAGCCCACAUUAGCCAGUCGCAAGUAUGUUCUACAAGAAGCCACAAGGGGGCGGUGUCUGAGUCGUCUGUUCUCCACGGAAGUCGGGCCUGAGAAGACGGAGGGACAGGAGGAAGAGGACUAUCAUAAUAUCAUCAAGGACACAGAAAGAUCAAAAGGUCCAUCAGAUAAACAUGAAUUUCAGGCAGAGACAAGGAAGCUUCUGGACAUCGUUGCCAAGUCUCUGUAUUCUGAAAAGGAGGUGUUUGUACGCGAGAUCAUCUCAAAUGCAAGCGACUCCCUUGAGAAGAUGCGCUACAUCCAAGUGACCGGGGCCGAUGGUGAGGUACCCAAGGAUCAUCCGCUAGAAAUACAUAUCAGGACGGAUGAAGAGAAGAAGACUUUCACCAUUCAGGACACUGGUAUUGGGAUGACCAAAGAAGAGAUGAUUGAAAACCUGGGAACAAUUGCAAAGUCAGGCAGUCAGCAAUUCCUUGAUGAGCUUAGUACAACUUCUGAUAAGGAAGCAAGCAGCAACAUCAUUGGUCAGUUUGGUGUUGGAUUCUACUCAACGUUCAUGGUUGGAGACAACGUUGACGUGUACUCACAGUCGUAUAAACCUGGCAACAAGGCUCAGAAGUGGAGGUCUGAUGGCACAGGUUCAUAUGAAAUAGCAGAAGCAGAAGGCGUCCAGCAGGGCACCAAGAUCGUCGUCCAUCUCAAGGGAGAUGCUUAUGACUAUGCAAAGGAAGAGAUCAUAAAGGAGGUCGUGGAGAAAUACAGCAAUUUUGUUGGGGUACCAAUCUUUUUGAAUGGGAAGAGAGUCAAUGUGAUACAGCCAAUAUGGAUGAUGGAUGCCAAGGACAUCACGGCUCAACAACAUGACGAGUUUUACCGAUAUUUGUCUGGGAACGCGUAUGGCAAUCCGCGCUAUGUUGUCCAGUAUAAAGCGGACGCGCCAUUGAACAUCAGAGCUGUAUUCUACGUACCCGAACAGAAACCCACUGUGUUCGACAUGAGCAGGGAAAUCGACACGGGGAUCUCGCUCUACAGUAGGAAGAUUAUGAUCAUGUCUCGAGCAACCACCAUCUUACCAAAGUGGAUGAGGUUUUUAAGAGGAGUUGUCGAUAGUGAAGAUAUUCCUCUCAAUCUUAGCAGGGAGUUGCUGCAGAACAGUGCCCUUAUCAGGAAAUUACGAGAUGUUCUUGAAUCACGAAUCAUCAAAUUCUUCACUGACCAAGCCAAGAAGGACCCUGAGAAGUAUCUCAAGUUUCAUGAAGAUUUUGGCCUGUUCUUCAGAGAGGGAAUUGUGACCACAGGGGACCAGGCUAAGCGGGAGGAUAUUGCCAAAUUACUGAGGUUCGAAUCAUCCAAUUUGCCCAAAGGAGAAGUCACGAGUCUAGAGCAGUAUGCUGAGAGAAUGAAAGCUGGAGGAAGAACUAUUUAUUACUUGUCUGCUCCAAGCCGAGAGUUGGCUGAGACAUCUCCUUAUUAUGAAGCAAUGAGGAAGAAGGACGUAGAGGUUCUGUACUGCUACGAGUCAUAUGAUGAGCUGGUCCUGAUGAACCUGAACCAGUUUGAUAGGAAGAAUCUCAAAUCUGUUGAGAGCGUGGUCCAGGAAGACAAGGAGGACACUGGCACUGUCGAUGCUGAAGAUGAACAAAGUCUGCAACAAGAUGAUGCCACGACAUUGAUGACAUGGAUGGGGGCUGUCCUUGGCAACAAGGUCAACAAAACGAAGAUCACCAACCGGCUUGAGUCUCACCCGUGCAUCAUCACGGUGAUGGAGAUGGGAUCUGUGCGCCAUUUCCUGCGGACGACGCUCGCUGACAAGAAUGAGGAGGAGCGUUUACGACUUCUCCAACCAACCCUGGAAAUCAACCCAAAGCAUGUUAUCAUCAAAAAGUUAAACGAGCUUCGUGUGAGUGACCCCGAACUGGCCAAGUUAGUUCUGUAUCAGAUUUACGACAACGCUAUGAUUCAGGCGGGACUCCUGGAUGAUCCUCGUAGCAUGAUCACACGACUAAAUGAAUUACUCAGCAAGACAUUGGAACGAGUGAAAUAAACUCACGUUUUUGGACAAUAAAGGAGGAGUGCUCGAGAUAAUUCCAGCUCAGUGGUGUGUGGACACUUUCAGAGACAUACCUGCAGCGCCACUUUGUAAUUAUCAUAAGUGCAGGUCGAGAAUUAUCUCGAAACACUCCCAAGAUUGAAAUAAUUGGGAUAAUGGUGUCAAGCUGACCAGACAAUAUCAUAGAGUCAGAAACUGUGUUUAACAUGUACAAUACAGUCACAUCUAUGCUGUGGCCAUGUAUGAAGUGUUCAAAAACAAGAUUGACGAAUAAACACUUUACAAAUUUUAAA
Messenger RNA from Lineus longissimus, 2479 nucleotides. RefSeq names its product heat shock protein 75 kDa, mitochondrial-like. The record is from RefSeq and is a predicted model, not a curated record. Gene Ontology annotation, biological process: protein folding. Gene Ontology annotation, cellular component: mitochondrial inner membrane. Gene Ontology annotation, molecular function: ATP hydrolysis activity; ATP binding; ATP-dependent protein folding chaperone. The transcript is spliced from 17 exons. Lineage: Eukaryota; Metazoa; Nemertea; Pilidiophora; Heteronemertea; Lineidae. Bases 12 to 2180 code for a protein of 722 amino acids.